AUGCUUCCGAGAGGAAAUCCUUCAACAGCUAGACGAGGUCGCGGCGGCCCUCCUAGCAGGGAUGGCGGUUUCGCUUCGCGGGGAAGCGCCGUUACUGUAGAUUUGCCGUCGACCAAUGCUCAUGUCUCCACCAUCGGCGUGAAACGUACUGGUUUUGGUACUGCUGUGAUUUAUCCUGACGAAGAGAUACUCCCCACCAGGCGAAACAUGGAGCUAAUCGAUCACUUGCAACAGGUCGUCGCACCGCAAAUAUUCACUCCCCGCGCUGUAUAUGACGGCAGAAAGAAUAUGUUCGCCAUGCGCGAGCUGCCAUUCGGAGAGAGCCAAAGGCAAGAGUUCGAUGUACCUAUUGAUGAUCCUGCUCCUGCUGGUGUUACCGCUCUCAAAGGUCGUGGUCCAAAAAUAUAUAAGAUCCACCUGACCUGGAUUACUCAGAUCAAUUUUGAGAACCUCGCUCGUUUCCUGGAGGGAAAGCAAUCACACGAUCACAAUGUACAGACGGCUAUCACGGCACUCGACAUUGCAAUGAGACAAGAACAUUAUUUGAAGUAUUCGUUUAACGUGCGAAGCUUCUUCACUGACCGCGAGACGAAGGACAUCGGCGGUGGAAUUAUCCUCUGGAGGGGAUACUUUCAGUCGAUUCGUCCCGCGAUCGGAAAGAUACUGAUCAAUAUGGAUAUCAAUACUGGCACCAUUUACCAGGAUGGUCACCUCAUUGAUCUCUGUCUUGCUUUCCUCGGCAAAGAAGAUCCUAACUUCCUUGCACCCGAGCGCGGUUUUCAGGCUCGCGACCGCAUUCGCCUGCAGCAUUUCUUGAGUGGAAUCCAGGUUCUUAAAAUGAUCCCUGGUCAAGAGGUUCAGCAGGUUCAGAAUGAACCUUGGAUUGUUAGGAAGCUCACUUCCACUGGUGCUAACAUGUGCACAUUCACCAUGCGAGAAGGAGGGACGACGACAGUCGCACAGCAUUUUCAGCAGAUGUACAACUAUCGCUUGCAGUUCCCUGAUGUCAUUUGUGUAGAGGUUAACAGUGCCCGCAACCGCCGCAAUAGCACCCAGAUCCCGCUGGAGUUAUGCGAGGUCCCCAAGGGACAGAUAAUGCGCAAACAGGUGCCACCUGAGAAGACGAAGGCUGUACUGGACUUCGCGACGAAGGAGCCCCGAGAGCGUCUGCGGAGCAUUGUAAACGGCUUGGGUGUUCUUGCCUACGGUCAGUCAGAAUAUGUGAGGCAAUUCGGCAUCUUUGUAGCGCCCGAUGUGAGGCCGCUCUCCAUUCAAGCACGAGUCCUCCAGCCGCCCACUCUCAAGUACGGUGCUGGCUCAAGACAACCGACCAUAAAACCUCAGGAUGGCGCCUGGGAUAUGAUUGACAAAAAAUUUUGGAAGCCCGCGAAGAUUGACCAAUGGGUGGUCGUCAUCUACGAGCUCCAGAAGGACUUCACAGAAGCACACGCGGGAGAAAUUAUCAAACGGCUCCGGUCAGCAUGCCAGAAAGUGGGUAUGACUGUUGGUAAGAAGGGACCGUUUGUUUCUUGGGAGAAUGGUCAAGGCUGUAUUGGAGAGCAGCUGAAAGCCGCUGGUCGAGCAUGCCGUCAGAGGUUUGGAGCCUUCCCCUCGUUAGUGGUAGUUAUUCUUCCCGAGAAUGGUGAGGAUAUUUAUACGGCUGUCAAGCAUUUUGGCGAUAUUGCUGUGGGUGUCGCAACUCAAUGUAUGAAGGCCAGCAAGUGUAAAGGGGCGAAGGACCAGUAUUUUGCGAACGUCUCACUCAAGCUGAAUGUCAAGCUCGGCGGUAUCAACAUGAUCCCAAAGCCGUAUUCUGUACCAAUUCUCUCUGACCCACACAACCCCACGAUUAUCAUGGGUGCCGAUGUUGCUCGCCAUGCGCCCGGAGCGAGCCGCCCAUCUUACGCCGCCCUCGUCGCUAACGUAGAUUCAAAUGCCGCCAGGUACAUUGCUGACUGCCGCGUCCAGAAUUCACGGCUAGAAUGCAUUGAGGAUUUGGAGAAAAUGAGCGAGCACAUGCUGAAGAGAUAUAUGGAAUACCGGGAGAAGUGCGAAAAAAAGCCAAAAGGGGCGCCGAAACGAAUCAUCUUCUACCGCGAUGGCGUAUCCGAAGGCCAGUUUAAAAAGGUUCUCGAAUGGGAGCUCCCACUUCUAAAGAAUGCUUGCGCCAAUCUUAAGAUCAAUCCCACCAUUACCAUUAUAGUUGUCGGGAAAAGGCACCAUGUCCGCUUGUUCCCUCAGCAUCUCAGAGACGUGGACCGACGUAGUGGUAAUUGCCCAGCGGGUACGGUCGUUGACCGAGAGGUCACACAUCCUCUCGAGCUGGACUGGUAUCUCCUCAGUCACGCUGGAUAA
Molecule: messenger RNA, 2355 nt
Organism: Fibroporia radiculosa
Lineage: Eukaryota; Fungi; Basidiomycota; Agaricomycetes; Polyporales; Fibroporiaceae
Exons: 20
Coding region: 1-2355 (784 amino acids)
Molecular function (GO): RNA binding; protein binding
Source: RefSeq, a predicted model, not a curated record